Molecule: messenger RNA, 7852 nt
Organism: Acanthopagrus latus (yellowfin seabream)
Lineage: Eukaryota; Metazoa; Chordata; Actinopteri; Spariformes; Sparidae
Product: basic helix-loop-helix domain-containing protein USF3
Exons: 7
Coding region: 237-7304 (2355 amino acids)
Molecular function (GO): protein dimerization activity
Source: RefSeq, a predicted model, not a curated record
CCAUUGGCCGUCAGUUCAUCCAGAGCCCUCCCCUUACUGCAAUAUGUUAGAUGUAUCUAAAUUGUUUUGAGUUGAAUGCAGUGUUAGCUAACUGUUAGCCUCCAAACUCAAAGUUCUUGCAAGGACGGACAGUCUCCAAAAUGCCGAGACUAGAGGACGGACACAACAGGGAUUUAAGGACCAGCUGUUAAAUGUGUUGACUGGUACCUUAUCACACAGGCAACUGUUAGUAUAGGAUGCCAGAGAUGACUGAAACUCAGACACCCGGUCGUAAACCCAAAAAGAAGAAAAACAAAGAAUCCCACAAUGCAGUUGAGAGACACAGAAAAGAGAAGAUUAAUGCUGGGAUUAACCGCAUUGGUAAUCUCCUGCCCUGUUCCCAGGCACUUAAACAGAGUAAGAAUAUGAUAUUGGACCAGGCUUUUCGCUACAUCACUGAACUCAAGAAACAAAAUGAUACAAUGCUUCUGGAAGGAGGAGAUAAAGUCCAAGCCGAGGAGAUUCGUCGGCUGCGGCGUCAGUUGGAGGAGCUGAGGAAGGAGAGCGCUCACUACAUUGAUAUCCUCAAAGCCCAUGAUAUUAACCUUCUAGACGACCCCACUGUUAACUGGAAAGGCAAACAGCGCUGCGCCAAGGUGGCAAAGGUGACACCCACUCACCAACUCCCGAAGGGGAUCAUCGUAUAUUCCAAUGGCAAUGUGAUGUGUCCAGCAGGAAAGAAGACGAGCCCGGCGAAACAGCCUUCUGAAACAGUCAUUCUUCAGCCGUCUCCUGAAGUCAGUGCCAGGUUGAGGGUUAAUGGAGCCUUGCUGCAAGUUAAUACCUCUUCUUCCACCCCUGCACUUCUCCCUGGGUCAACCGCCACUCCUACCCAGUCUACACCAGGCCUGAGAAUGAUAGAGCAGUGUGUGGUGGAGACCCCAGUUGCAGCCCCGACUCUGCCACCCUCUGUGUCUUACAUCACCCUUCAGAUCCCUGCAGCCACCACAACCCUGCCCCAGCAGCCACAGCCUGCUGCUCCAGUUCCGACGCUCACCAUAGCGGCCACGUCACCCUCACAGCUCCCUAGUGAAACUCCUGCUCAGCCAGUGUCCAGUCUCACCACGCUCACCCAGGAGAUAACCACAUCCAGAGAAGGAGCCCCAGAGGUUUCCUCUUGGGUCACACAGGACACUGCUAUGAGAACUGUAAGUUAUACUGCUAUCCCCAAUAGCCAGACCCUUCUCAGGGCUGGGGCAGCAGGCAGCACACAGACUACCUGGACAACACUGCAGAUGGCAGGUAACACAGUGCAGCCAGUCUGCCAGAGUCUCACCACCCCAGAGGUCAUCAACACCACCCAAGCAGUCCAGCAGGUGACUGUAUGUCCAAUGGGAAACAAACCCUCUGUUCAGCCCAUUCAAAUACAGAUGCAACCACACGUGCCUGUACAACAAGCACCCAUUACAGCCCACAUUCAAGCACAGCCCUUUCAGAGACCACCCCAGCUACGGCCAGCAAUCCUGAACCAGGCCCUUCCUCAGCCAGUCCUAGCCCCUCAACCUCAGUGUACUGUUCUCCCCAGGGCAACAAUAGUACCCCAGCCAGCUGUGGUGACACACCCUGCCAUUGUUUCACAGCCCCAGCCUGCUGUACUUCAGCCAGCAUCAUUGGUUCCCCAUCCUCCGACAGCCCUCAUGCCUCAGCCUCAGCCCACCUUGGUGCCCCAACCACAGGCCACAGUGCUGCCCCUCCUUCAGACCAUGCAGGUGCUGCAGGUCAACCCAAGCGGAGGGACAGCUUCGGUUGCAACGGCCCCACAGAACACUAACAACCCAAGUGUGGUCAUCCUACAGCAGGCCAGUUCUUGCCCAACCCAGUCAGUUGUAAGGGACGAAAUAAGCAAUCAGACACCUUGUCAGCAUAUUGUAAUCAUCCAGGCACCCAAUCAGGCUGCACCUGCCCCUCAGACUCAACAGGUUGGCAUAGUGCCUGCAGCUGUGCCUGCUGCAGUACCCGUUAUGUCCACCCAAAUACCCACAACCAGCAGUUCAACUUCUGCACCUUCCUUACAGAGUGUUGGGGGAAAACAGCUGGUGCAUAUUCUCCCACGCCCUGUUCAGCCUCAAAUGAACCAUCCCCUUCAGGUCACCCAGGCCUCCUCUUCCCCACCAAUUCCUUCAACCCCACAGACUAUCACUGUGAAUGGCCAGGUGUUUGCCCUACAACCAAUGAAGACUUCUGACCACUCCAGCUCCCAGGGUGGGCAGAGUACACUCCAGCUGGUCCAGCCCACCACCACAGAGGAACCAACAACUAAUGUGGCCCUGAACAGUUUAGGGGCUCUCAGCAGUCUCAAUCAGAGUAUCUCUCAGGGCCUUCCACUUACCAUUUCUAGCCAGAGCAGUAUUCAGCCUUCAGCUGCUCCAUCAUCAAUAGUCCAGCAGACACCGCCUCCCACUCAAGCAUCCGUCCCUGGAACCACACUUGCUCUACCUGCCCGGCAGCUACAGGUCCCUGUGAAUCCAGUCAAAUCAACGCUGGUGGUGAACGCCUCUAACACUACAGGAAGGAGGCUCCGUACAACUUCGAAUGCAAAGAGAGCAACAGCUAAAAGGACUAAACAACCCAAGAAAAAAGAGCUCAGUCAGGCACAGCCUGCAGUUGCUGUUUCAGCCAAGCCAAUGGCUGCUGCAGGAGAAAGUCAAACAGUUCAAGUUACAGUGUCAGAAAGUUUACAGUCCUCGACUGUAAAAGUCACAGACAUUCCCCCUGCUUGUACCACAGCUGUCACAACUGCUGACUGUAUAGAAGCUGGAGCAAGUGUCACCUCUACACAGAACACUCAGAUAAUGAUUGUAUGCAGUUCUUCUAAUGAGUCAACUGUGCCGAGUCAGUCCAAUCCACAGACUAAAAUCCCUGUCAGUGCAACUCAGUCUGGUGUUAUAUUCAGUCAGACUAGUAACACUAGUAGUGUGGCAACUACAGUUACAACUGUCAAUGUCACAUCAGUCAAGCCGUCUGUCAGUGCAGCUGUGACCACUGAGAGUAAACCAGCUGUAGUUUCUGGCAACAUCUCGGCAGUAGUCAAACACUCAAUUCCAGAGGUUAAACAAGCAACCACCAGUUCAGCAACUGGCACAACACAAAGUAAGUCAGCUGCCACUACUAGUGUCUCUAGACAGAGCAGAUCCGUUGUCAGUUCUACAGGUGCCACUGAGACUCGGUACACUCCCACCACUGCUGCAUGUAUGACUCCAGUCUGCUCCAGCAGUGUCACAGCGACUCCGCCAGUAUCUUUCAAUCAAGCGACACCACCAACUUCAGCAUGUCAUCCCCAGGGAACUAAUACCCCAGGUCUUCUGCCCUGCAGUAAACCGGUUUCUCAGAUGACAGCUUCACCCUCUGUGUCCACAACUGUGGGUCUCCCAUCACCUGCCACAAGCUUUUCUGUAGCCCAAAGCUCUGUUGCAGCCCCUACGACAAGUUCAGAGUUUAGGAAAAGGGUCACUACCAGUAGAGCUCCAACGCUGCAGACUGAUAUAAACAUUCCCAAUCCCUCCCCCUGCCUUCCCAUCGUCAAACCACCCCAGCCCGCUGGAGGAGACAGAGAGGCUCAUGUGGACAGACACUCCACAGUAGCAGCGAAAGAGGGCUUGGUGGCAGCAACUUCUGAAACUCCCUCCAGAAAGGAUUUUUGCAUGUCUCAACAGGUGUACACUAACCUCGAUGAUCAAACUAUAGAUCACCCCAUGACAUCCAGCAGACAGACAGAUUCUCCCAUGUCUACAGGGGCUGGGGGAGGCAGAGGGUUCUCUGUGGCAUCCAUGCUUCCCCAGGGCAACAGUAUUAGUGCAUCAUCUGGCUCAUUUGGAACAUUUACAUUCACCUCUGAGCAAGCAGAAAUGCUGGCCUUGGCCAUGCUUGAACAGGACAGUCCAGGAAGGCGGAACGGAGGUUGCUCUGGGGACAACAGUUCUUCAACGAACCCCACCACAGCCACAUGGGAGCCCCCCAAAAGUCCGCCAGUGUCCAGCAGUAAAGAAAGGGGCUCAGCUCAACAGACAAAAGUGACUAAACCCAUGGACACAGUUACAGUUAAACCAGCUGUUCAGGUGUCUGUCAGAGGUCCGGUGGGGGAGGGGUCUGUCAGUGGACCUAAUGGAAGCAGACAUCCACAGAACAUCUCAUACUCUCAGUCACAGUCCCUUCCCCAAGCCCAGUCUCAAAGUUCCUCCCAGAGCGGCACUGUUGCCAGCCUCAGCGUCAACAACUUGAUCAGGCCCAGUUCCGGUCAGCAACCCUACCCUGGCUCUCCCAGUCUGGCUGGCCAGCAGAGGUCUGUUCCCUCACCUGUUGGGACCUCGGCACACAUAUCCCAACCCUCAAACAAUGCCCUCUCGCCCUGCUCUGGCGCAGCCCAGCUGAAUGAGUACACCCCAUUAAAGACUGCAUUAAUGAGGGCUCAGGCUGGAGUUGGUGUUGCUGAGCGGCAAGUUAAGAUCAUCUCCAAGAGGCAGGCCCAAGAGGAGGUGAUGCUGAACACUGGAAAACGAUCCAAGCCUUGCCCUCCUUCAGCUACCAGUGUUAGCCAUAUGGAAGUGAAAGCACCAGACCACAGCCAGAUGAUGGUGGGGCAGCUGCCUCCCACGUCUGCCGCUGUCAUGACGAGGAUUAAUUCAGAAAGCGCAGGCCCCCUCUUCUCCACAAACUCUUUCAUGAGCCCAGUAGUCCGACCCACAGAUGGCCACUGCCCUCCUCAAGGGCCCCCUGAGCAGAACCAGCCAGGUGUGCUUCAUCUGCCCCAAGGUCAUCCACAGCAUACUGCAACCCAGCCCGGCCAGCACCUGGGAGGAAACCUUUACAUGAAACAGCAGCAGCAAGAGCAGCAGAGACACCAUCUCUAUCAUUUGCAACACCACCUGACACAGCCUGACCCUGCGCAGCGCCACUCACUACACCAGAGGGCGCUUCAACAGCAGCAGCAGCAGCAGCAGGAGCAGCAGCAGCAGCAGCAUGGGCAGAAGAAGAGGGGACUUGUGAGAGGCAGUCAGAAUGGUUCACCUGCCGGGCUGCAACAGAAGCAGCAUCACCUGGAAAAGUCUGGAGUUCAGCAGCCGCACUCACACCAACAGCAACAGACACAGCAUCAACAGCACACGCAGCAGCAGCAACAGUCACAGCAGCAUCAACAGUCACACCAACAAUCACAGCAGCAUCAACAGCCAACACAACACCAACAGUCUCAUCACCAACAGCAGACGCACCAACAGCAGCCACAGACGCAGCAUCAACAACACCAACAACAACAGCAGCAGCAGCAGCAGUUACAGCAGCAGCAGCAGAGCUCUCACUCCAGGCACCAGCAACAUCUGCAGCAGCAGAUCCAGCAACAGCAGCAGCAGCAGCAGCAGCAGCAGCACUUUAGACAUCAGGAGAAGAGCUGUGAAGCCCAGGCCGCAGGAUCCAGAACCCACCAUAGCAGCCACCUGGGCCAGCAGGAGCACCUCAAGCCUGGUCAGGACCAUAACGCUAUGCAGAGGAUGAUGAGUGCCAGGACUCUGGAGCAGCAGCUCAUCUCUCCUCCCAGCAAUCCUGUGUCCCGGUCGUCUGACCUGGCUUGCGCUCCAUCACGCCAGGAGCGUCACCGUGUUUCCAACUACUCUGCUGAGGCGCUCAUUGGUAAAAGUUCCACCAGUGGGGAACAACAGCGCAUGGGUCUCCACCUCCAACCUGGCCGUGGUGCCACACAGGAGCAGCCGGACCUCCGCGGUUACCUCGACACAUCGCGAGGGAAGGCCAACAUCGCACACAACCAACAGAAUCGGCUCACCUCUGAACACCCAGUAUCUGCUGAUGUCCAGCGGGUCUCUGAGUGUCCACCAUUCAAGGUUAUGGGAGGAGGAGGAGCAGCACAUCAGCUUAGUGGUUUUGAGGCUCAGGUGUCUCGUGGGAGUGACAUGGCUGCUAAGUCAGUGCAGCCCUCCCAGAGGGGUCCUCAGGGGCAGCAACAGGGAGGGUUCAGGAUGGGCGUUGGCCCCCCAGCGGAUGGCAGGAACCGUGGCGGCUACAGCACAGCUCAUCCCGGCUCACAGGGAGUCCAGGUUGGACCCGCACUGCCCCGGGAGCAGGAAGGAUGUCACCAGAGUUUCAUGCAAAGCCUCCUUUCCCCCCACCUGCCUGAUCAGAGCAAUCACCAGCGGGUGCAGUGCUGUCCCCCAGUCAGCAUGGAGUACAGCUGUGUACCUGGAAGCUCUUCAGGAGACAUACAGGGCAAGGCCUCCAGCCCCAGUGUGCCACAGACACAGAAGGCCCAGGCUAUGCGUCUCGGAGAGGGCAACAAGGGCCACAUUUCUCAGGUGAGCAGUAAUAUGCACGGAGGCCCGGGUGUGCGUGCAGGUCUGCCCCACCCUCCGACCCCACACAGCAGCUCUGAGCCAGGCCGCACCUCAGCCACCUCCAGACCUCCCACUGCUGUUAGCCAGCACUCUCGCCACAUCGCCCGAGACGCUCCGCCCACCAAGCUGAGACCAGGUGACCGGGCUCGAUCAGGUGCUCUGAGACACAGCAACCCCUUUGAGCCUGAGGGCCACCUGCCUCUGCCCUCUGGUGGCGGGGUGCUGCUGAGCAGGCCACAGUCGGGGGGAGAGGCACGACGCAGCACUAUCGUUCGAUUUAUGGCAGAUAGUGCUCAGGUUCCCAGUGACAACAACCUGGUUCCUGACCAACACCUAACUCAGAACUUUGGUUUCCCCUUUAUUCCUGAGGGAGGGAUGAAUCCUCCACCUCCCAUCAAUGCUAACUCCACUUUCAUCCCUCCAGUCAGUCAGCCCAACGCCUCCCGCACGCCAUCUCUUCUCCCCGUGGAGCCCCAGAACACUUUACCCUCCUUCUACCCUUCUUAUUCUCCAGCGGCUCACCCCAGCCUUCCCAGCGAUGUCACCCUCCAAUACUUUCCCAACCAAAUGUUUACCAGCCCGAGCGCCGACAAGGGCAGCGCUCCUCCGCUCAACAACCGCUUUGGCUCCAUCCUCUCCCCGCCUCGUCCCGUGGGUUUUGGCCAGGCCAGCUUCCCCUUGCUUCCAGAUAUGCCACCUAUGCCCAUCGCCAACUCAUCUGGAAUCACCCCUCACAUAUCCAACUUCAGCCUCACCUCACUGUUCCCUGAGAUCGCCACAGGCAUGCCCACUGACGGUUCGGCCAUGCCAAUGUCUCCCCUGCUGUCUCUCUCCAACACCUCGUCUGCUGACUCUGGGAAGCAGCCUAAUCGUCCUGCCCACAACAUCAGCCACAUUCUUGGCCACGACGGCAGUUCAGCUGUGUAAGAGGAGGCCCUGCUGCUUUUUGAUGAACUGGUGUUCUAAAGAGGAUGUUUGAUUUUGACUUCAAGAGGGGUUUGUUUUAAAUAUUCAGGAAGUCGUGGCGAACGACCUGAUGAACGGUUUCUAGGCCAAUACGACACCACGUCUGUCUGGUGGUGAAUUUUGUUGUUUACAUGUUCACACGGUCUCAAUCUCUGUUCCUUCUGGCAUACGUAUGAUGUCAAAGUUAUAAUUUGUAAUUAUCUUUUGAUUUUAAGGUGACAGGAAAUGACGUUCCUUAAAAGCUCUUUGUAUGAGAUGUUGGUUAAACCAACAACAAAAUGAUAUUUAGGUUUAGAACUUGAAUUCAUUGUAUUUUUGGGGUCGUUAAACCUUCUGCACAGUUACCUACCAAUGUAAUUUACUAACUUAUAUCAGGUUGUAGUGUACAGAAUCUUUGUUUUUCCAAGAGCUAUUUUGUAAAUACCAAUGUUUCAUAUCAAAAUUGUUAGAUUAUGUAUGUAUUUGUAAAUACAAAAUUGAUUAAUAAAGUUUAUAAGGAGACAAUUGUA